AUGGUGGGUUCACAAGCUUUGGUUGCCUUUCAAAAAGAUGAUGGAACUAUGGUAGCUUAUACUUCACCUAUAACAAGCUAUGCAACUCAGCUUCAAAAGGGUGACCUUAGUUUCCCCGUUAAUGGAGUUUCCUCGAUUCUUGAAGGUAACGAGAUGAUCAUGUUUGCAACUUUGGCAUUGCCUGCAAACACUACAACCGUGAACCACCUUUGGCAAGAACGACCCUUAGCUGGAAAUUUCCCUAGGAUGCACCCUUUGUCUGGUCCCAAUAUGGGUUCAAUGGGGACCUUGGCUUUUCUCGUAGGCAAGCUUGUUGUAGACAAAAACAGGUUCAAGAAACCAAUGGAAGAUAGUUCAUGGAAUUUUAUGCACAUUAGGAUGGGGUUUUCUAAUGCCUGUUUAGCUGGUGGGAUCAUUGGUGUUUUGCUUUGGCUUGGGGCACUUGGAGCAAGAAUUGGAAGAGGAAUCCAUCAAUAUAUAGGGAUUACCCUUCUUGGUCUCGGUGCAAUUCAAGGGAUCGUUGGCAUUGCGAAUGUAUUCUUGGGGUUUCAUAUGGUACAUUUGAUGAUCAAGACUUGGCCUCAAGUGACAUACAUUGCUGCAAUCUCAUUGCUGGGAACCAUUGCUCUUAUUUUAGAAGGAGUCGGUUGUUGGAGGAGGACCACCGUGCGACGUGAAAUAGCCGCCGAGGAAACACUUUAA
Gossypium arboreum is the source of this 702-nucleotide messenger RNA. RefSeq names its product cytochrome b561 and DOMON domain-containing protein At5g47530-like. The transcript is spliced from 3 exons. NCBI's taxonomy places the organism in Eukaryota, Viridiplantae, Streptophyta, Magnoliopsida, Malvales, Malvaceae. The coding region runs from base 1 to 702 and encodes 233 amino acids. The record is from RefSeq and is a predicted model, not a curated record.